Molecule: messenger RNA, 4557 nt
Organism: Exophiala dermatitidis NIH/UT8656
Lineage: Eukaryota; Fungi; Ascomycota; Eurotiomycetes; Chaetothyriales; Herpotrichiellaceae
Exons: 3
Coding region: 511-4083 (1190 amino acids)
Source: RefSeq, a predicted model, not a curated record
CUCCUGGUGUUAUAGGGCUGUGAUUCAAUGCCCUGAUACAGGGCGCUAAAGUACUGGCACUAACCGUCAUUAGUGCCUUUAUGUAGGUACUACCGCUGCUAGUCGGGGAGUAUUAACACUGCACUGCGCUUCCAGUGUGCCAUUUAGUACUGCGCCUGUACCUACGGCGGACAGUGGCAGGCACAACCGCAACUUGCGACUUUGACUUGCAUUGCCCGCCCCACGAACCCGUAACCGUUCAGCAUCGAACUUCCUCACAUUCAACGACACCCCUUCUUGCCUUCAAUACACGCGACACCGCUCCAGGGCCCUCAGCCGCACUCAGUCUCGCCCUUCCACACCUCUGGCCGAGCCUCUGUCAAUUUUACCAGUCUCAAAUCUCAAAUUCUCGGACCCCGCUAGCGGUGAAAGGGACUUUGAUGCCGAAACUGAUUACAUCGUGAAACGGCGCCCUGCCUUGGUCCUUCAACCUUUUCCACAGCCUGACGACCUGGAGGGUAGCUUCUAAUCAUGCCGUCGAAAAAGAAAGCCAGUACGCAAGCCAGUGCGGUAAAAUCACAACCGACGAACGAUGCCACGAAAAGUGCGCCUCCUCCUACGCAGCCGCAACGCAAACCAGACUCUGUUUCAGCCUCCGCCCCGUCAGUGAAUGGUGAGCAUUCAGCCGCGAGGCAAGAUUCGGACUCUAAAACUGGCGAUACGACAGAGUCUGCUGGAGAGCCUGCACCCACACCUGCGAUCAAUCGGAAAAAGCAGAAGAGGCGGGAGAAAGAGGCGGCGAAGAGAGCUACCGAGCAGACUUCACCAAACGGGGCCGACCACGCCAGUCCAGCGGAGAACGGACAAUGGCCUCCUGUGAAACAAAGCCGCGGACCGGUUAAGGGGUAUUUUACUGAAGAGGCUGAUUACGCCGACCAGACGCACCAUGCUUAUGCCGACCUUGGAAGCCCCGAAGAAGCCUUCUACAGCGGAGAUGAGGACCCGAAUUACGGAGAGGAAGACGAAGCAGUGCCGGAUAGCUCAUGGCUUAAUACAAGCAAGAGAAAAAAGGCGAAAAAGAACAAGAACCAUGUUGCCGAUUCUGACUUGUCGCGGGCUUCCACCAUGCUCUCGAGAUCCCAUAUCCCACCACUGUCGAAUGCAGCCAUCCGCGCUUCGCAUAACUUGUCUAGAGAGCACAUCUGGAAUACUUCUACGCAGGCGGAGCGAGAGAACAUCAAAAAAUUCUGGCUGGAGCUGGGUGAAGAGGAGCGGAGAUCACUCGUUAAGGUGGAGAAGGAGGCGGUCUUACGCAAGAUGAAGGAGCAGCAAAAGCACUCGUGCAGUUGUUCAGUAUGUGGGCGGAAACGGACGGCAAUCGAGGAAGAGCUCGAAGUCCUUUACGAUGCAUAUUACGAAGAACUCGAACAAUUCGCCAAUCACAACACAGACCUUACCAAUGUCCCCCAAAUGAUGGCACCUCCCCGGCCACCGUACAGACGCGUGCAUCCACCUGCAUCUCGGAUUCCGUCUCGCGGUCUAGUACGUGAGAUCGACGAUGGAGAGGAGGACCUCGAGGAUGACGACGAGUACGACGAGGAAGACGAAGAAGCGUACAGUGAGGAUGAAGGAGAGCUUGACAGCCAUGGUCUUCCACCAGGUCCUGCUGAUUUCUUCCAGUUUGGCAAUAGCUUAACCGUCAAAGAUGGCAUCCUCACAGUCGCUGACGAUCUGUUGAAGAACGAUGGCAAACACUUCAUCGACAUGAUGGAACAACUGGCGGAGAGGCGCAUGCAACGUGAGGAAGAAAUUCGUUACCCUUCUUCUUCUUUAGCUCAUCGUGGUGUCCAUGAAGGUCACAAUCAUCCUCCCAUCGAAGACGAUGAUGAUUAUGACGACGAAGAAGACGAUGAAGACUACGAUAGUCAGGAGGAAGACGACUACGAGGGCGACGAGAUGGACUCCAUGACCGAAGAGCAGCGGAUGGAAGAAGGUCGUCGAAUGUUUCAGAUAUUCGCGGCCCGCAUGUUUGAGCAACGUGUCCUGACAGCCUACCGAGAAAAGGUGGCCGAGGAACGCCAAAAGAAGUUGCUGGAAGAGCUCGAUGAAGAAAGUCGUCUUGACACGCAACGAGAGGCGAAGAAGGCUAAAGAAGCGGCUAGGCGGAAAGAAAAGAAACGGCUUCAAAAACUUGCCAAGGAAGAGGAGAAGGCCAGAAAAGAGGCCGAGAAAGCGGCUCAAGAGGCAGCAGCACGUGAAGCGGAAGAGAAAAAGUUGGAGGAGCAACGCCAACGACGAGAGGAGCAGCGGAAGAAGCGUGAGGCGGAGAAGAAAGCUGCAGAAGAAGAACGGCUUCGGAAGGAGGCCGAAAAGCUGCGGAAACAGCAAGAACAGCGCGAACGACAAGCCGAACAGGAGCGCAAACAACGUGAGGCGAAGGAGCGAGAGCGCCAGAAGCGUGAAGAGGCGAAGCGGAAGGAGCGAGAAGAACGAGAGGCCAGAGAAAAGGAGGCUAAAGAGCGUAAGGCCAAAGAAGAGCGAGAGAAGAAGGCCAAGGAAGAGCAAGCCAGAAAGGAGAAAGAGGCCGCUGCACAGAAGGCAGAAAAGGAAGCCAAGGAUCGUUCUGGUCAAGCACCGGUGCCGAAGCAGCAGCCCGUGGCUCUACCGCCGGGGCUUCAUCCUCCUUCUCGAGGUCCAACUCUACAGUCGCCCCAUCUUCCAAUCGCCACUCCGAUAGUCCCGCCGAAAGUCCCUACCCCAGGUCGACAGCCGUCACAGGCAGGACAACAGUCCCAUGGAUCUUCUCCGCGAUCUCAAAAGGCCAAUACCGAGCUUUCACACAACUCUGCAUCUCCUGCGACCGUCGCCAUACCGCAGACGCCUGGGCCUGGCCAUCCGAUCAAGGCGCAAGGCCAACCUCCAGUUCUCCAUCAUCCACAACCGUCAGCCCCAAGAUCUCCCUUGAACAACUUGAAUCAUGGGCGAGGUCAAUAUCCAUUCAAUGCAAAUGGACCGCCCAGUGUCGGUGUGAAUGGUCUGCCCCUGAGCAACCAGGGCAUGCUACCCAACAUGAUGCAUCCAAUGCCGAUGUACCAGGGACCUCCGAUGGGUGGACAACCACGAUUCGCGCCGAAUGGGAUGCCAUAUCCGCCGGGAUUUCCUAGACCAUUUCAACCUAGUCAGCAACUGCCAUUCGUCCCACAGCCUCAAAGUCAAGCGCCACCGCCCAUGGUCAAUCCGCAGCCUGUCUCUAAACCAACGGGACAUUCCCGACAACCUUCCAACGAUGGUAGCAAUCAACCAGCUCCUAUAGCCCGGCCUGGACCGAUUGCUCGACCGUCCAGCACGACACCGGACAAACAGAAGCCACAGAAAUCUAGAGAAGCUGAGGUGGAGCAACUGGCAACCCAGCUGGGUAGUAAGGCUUUAUUGGACGAUUCUGAUGCCCCUUUCUUGGAGGAUCCCGAGUCACGAAUGCACCUUCCCCUUGUAGGUCCCCCAGGAUCUUCCAGGUUGUCCUUUGCUAGCAGUUUUGCCGAGCCAAAGCAAGACACCUUCUCCUUGGGAAGCCAUUCUUGGGGUAGUUUCAAUCCUGGCAUGAGUGCGGCGCCGGGUUGGGGACCACCUGCACCACAGCGACCCAACCCAGGCUGGUCCCAACCUCCGUUCGGCCCUGCAGGACCGCCAGCUGCCAGAUCACAUCUUCCCAGACCGGUGGCUGUGCGACUUAUGCUGGUCCAGGCGUGUCGUCAAUUGUCACAGAUUCCAGGAGCGAGCGCGGACGGCUAUCACCCUGUCCAAGCAGUUCUCCGACAACUGGAGGCGUUGAAAAUCCCAGGAGAAGCGCCCGUGUCGAUGGAUGAGAUGCUGGGAAUAUGUGAUACCGAGGGCAACUCGCAGAACGGCGGGGGUUCGUUCGAGGUGAUCAUCGACAAAGCACGUGGGCAGGUGAUCAAGUUCGUCGAGGAGACUCCAGCUCCGCAGCCCAGAGGCAGUGUCGGCGAAAUCGGCAGUCCUGUCCUAGGACACAGCCAGCAUGCCCAGACCAGUCCGUUUGGCGGCAUCGGUAACAAUAGCUUCGGCCCACCAGGCAGGGGUUUCUAGUGGUCGACUCCUCCUAGAACAAGACUUCAAAGAGAGAGUCGACUCCACCUGUUGGCGCAACAAUAUCGACGCAGCAUGUCAGCUACGUGAAAGCGCUGUUUUAACAGACUCUGGAGGAGGUUCGGGCUCGGGUGAAGCGAGGUCACACUGAUUGUUGAAGUAUGGUUGUUAUUGUUGACUUAAGGCCCUGCUGUUUUGUUGUCUGAGUGAGAAUGGGUAUCGAUCGAUUGAUCGGACCGUGUUCGGGUACCACAUGGGCUUUGUAUGGCAUCGAGGAGUAUCUUCUUCUUUUUGCGAUUACGCGUAAUAGCAUCAAGGCGCGUGCACGGCAGAUGCACCGGGGUUUGUGGAGUCUGAGACAUGGAACAGACCCCAUCUUUGUUACAGGAAGUAGUAGUUCAUGAGAGCAGUGGCUUUGAAAGGCUCUUACUAGUAUGGGCCGGCAAGAAUCAUUAUUGACUCUCUCUCUCUCUC